GAAAAAAGGAAAACUCGACGCGGUUGUUUGCUACGUCCCAUACACUUCGGCCCGAACCCGGGGGGCGUAAGUGUCGCGCGUAUAAAAGACCACGAACCAGAGCCACGGGCCAAUCACAACGGAGGUUGCAUCGAGCCGUGCAAGACGCUACGUCGAGCGAAGCCGCCUCAAAGAGAGAGAGAGAGAGAGAGAGACGGAGAAAAACACGCAAUGUCAUCGCUGUUUUUUAUGGUGACGUCGCUUGCAGCGGUUGCUGCCAACCUUGCUCCACAUCAUGCUUGGUCCCAGCCCCAGUACCGCGGACUGGCUUCUGGGGCGUACGGACUGCCUCCCGAGUCGAACGGACACGAGGAGACACGGCCCGGUACCAGCUUCGACUCUCCGACGGCAUCUCCGGCUCGGCCCGAGCUCGGCAGCACGGUUCCGGCCUCGCCGUCUCCGUACCAGACACCGUCCACCGCGCCAAUCCAGACACCCACCGAGCCGUACACCUGUCAGCCACCUCCUCCCCCGCCGACGGCGUCGUCCGAGACUCCGACGUGGGGCGACCGCGUCUCGGCCGACGACGCUCCGACGUCGAAACCCCCGGAGAGAGAGCAACCCCCACCAGCUCCCGCGCCACUCCCGCUACCACAGCCGCAAAGCACUUCCCACGCUCCUCCGGUCUCGCAAACCCUCAAACCAACCCUACCGGCUUCCAAACCGACAACGCCGGCCCGCAAGCCGACAACGCCAGCUCCCAAAACAACCCCGCCCAAACCCAAGCCGACCACUCCAGCCCCUAAGCCGACCCCACCUAAACCCAAGCCAACCACGCUAGCCCCCAAGCCGACCACGCUAGCUCCUAAGCCGACCCAACCAGCUUCCAAACCGACAACGCCAGCCCCCAAGCCGUCUCCACCCAAACCCAAGCCGACCACGCUGGCCACUAGCCCGACCCCACCAACACUCAUACCGACCCCUCCCACGCGCACCCCGAUCGCCCCCACCACGCCACCACGACCAACUUCCCCUCACUCCGUCUACGGAGCGCUCCCCUCCUACGGCCCGCCCACCCUGUCUCCCGUGUUCCGGAGUCUUUCCCCCCCUCCACCGCUGCCACAGUGGCAGCCUGUCUACCAACUGCACGACUUUCAAAUACCACGACACGCGGCCCCGCUUCCCCCUUCAAGUUCCCCCCCACCCACGACGCGACCCCUCCCUCCGCCACCACCCACGCUACCAACCAAUCCCUACGAAUGAGUGCGCUCGUUAAGGGGGUGGUACUCUCAAUUAUUUCACUUCCAUAAUUUUGUGUUUUUCUUGAGUAUUUUAAUUUAAAUUACUAAUAUAAUACGCGUUAAUUGUUUAAAAAAAAUUGCUUUAUAAGUUUAACAAUGGAUUUAUUUAAUAGUUUUUAGAUAUUUAUAGGCCAACAGGUAUGUAAUUAAUCGUUUGUGUGUAGACAUGGUCGUGUAUUACUUAAUUAUUCGUAUAUCAUUUAUUAAUCUGUAUUACUUAAUUUUUGUAUAUCAUUCAUAAAUCAAUAAAAUAUUGGUUUUCUCCACAAUCCAACAAACCUGAGGUUUUUUUUUUUCAGGAAUUUGAGCAACCUAAUUUUUAUUGAUUUAUGAAUAAUUUACAAAAAUUAAUAAAUACGUGUCAAACGAUUAGUUUAAUACUGCAUGUGACACGAUUACACGUUCUUAGUUCAUGCUACGGUAGACAUAAAAAUUGGCCUUUUGUGUUUUCUGAAAAUUAUUGAAUAAAUAAAAUCUCCAAAUUAUCGAAACUUUUUAUAAACAAUUACAUUAUAGAUUUAUUAAAAAUAAUGAACAAAAACACAAAUUUAUGGAAGCGAAAUUAUUUAGGAUGUACAUACGUAAUGAGCGCAACCUCCUAAUUCUGCUGAAACGAACUGAUUUGAGUUGCAUUCAUUUGUGUUCGCACACUAAGCUUCGUUCUUCGUGCUUCGAUCGUGCAUUAUUUGGAGAUAUUUAGUACUAAAGCUUGUGAAGUACGUGCAAUCAAUGGUCUUGGGGCCCGUAGAGAUGAAUAGUUGUUUUGAGCAUGUUUUACCACUAAUGCAACCAACACUUGACUUAGUUACUAACACAAUAAAUGUUUAGUUGAAUGUAGAAUGUGUUUUGUAUGAAUUGUAAAUAAAACAAAAAAAUAUUGUAAAUAAAUUCUUGCACUGAUCUAAAUGUAAUUCUUUAUUCCCAUUUUACGUAAAGCUUUUCUUUCUUUUUUUUGCAGGAAUAAUACUUUAAUUUAAUCAUUGUUUUGAUGGGAAAAAAAUUUCAGCGUAAUUCACAUUAAAAUUAUAAUGGUAAUCAAA
This is a messenger RNA of Bacillus rossius redtenbacheri, 2320 nucleotides long. RefSeq lists its product as uncharacterized. Bases 211 to 1242 code for a protein of 343 amino acids. NCBI's taxonomy places the organism in Eukaryota, Metazoa, Arthropoda, Insecta, Phasmatodea, Bacillidae. The transcript is spliced from 2 exons. The record is from RefSeq and is a predicted model, not a curated record.